Molecule: messenger RNA, 3119 nt
Organism: Electrophorus electricus (electric eel)
Lineage: Eukaryota; Metazoa; Chordata; Actinopteri; Gymnotiformes; Gymnotidae
Gene: gpr37l1a
Product: G protein-coupled receptor 37 like 1a
Biological process (GO): adenylate cyclase-inhibiting G protein-coupled receptor signaling pathway; positive regulation of MAPK cascade
Cellular component (GO): signaling receptor complex; plasma membrane
Molecular function (GO): G protein-coupled peptide receptor activity
Source: RefSeq, a predicted model, not a curated record
UUAUUUGCACAGUAGUAUGAUUGUCUUUUUUCGAUUACGUUUGUUAAACGCUUUGGUUUGGAAAAGUUCGCUACACAUUUUACUGCCCAGGAGAGGGCGCUGUCACACAUUAUUUCGUAGUCCAAUUUAUCACCGUAUAACGGGUGAGGAAAACCAGCAAGCUCCUCAGAAAACACUGCAUCCCGGACAAGGUUAGGAGUUAGAAGUUGGGAGGUUAGGAGUUCGAGCUCUUUGCACACAAUUUCUUGGGGCUCUUCCCACGGUUAUUUUCUUUCUUGAGCAUAACCAUCACUUUAACUUGAAUGCGAAAAUGAUUCUUUUUCUUUGCUUUGUUGUGUUGCUCACUGGAGCUCUAGAGUCGCGCCACGUAACUUCGGACGAAACAUUUCUGGUGCCCAGCGCCGCGGAGACGCAGUCAGAGAAACUCGGUCUGCCUGCGGCCAGCCUCCGUCAACCGGAGCAUCUGGGUCCAAACGGAAAAACCGAAAAUGAGAAAGAUGAAGAUCCCUCGAUUUCGCGGCCCGAGGUGCAACACAGGAGAGUUCCGCGCGGUGCCAAAGAUUGGAAAGCAAAACCAAGAGAGCAACAGGUUGCUCAUAACUACAAACACCACAGACCAUACGACCCGGACGGCUAUUUCACCACCCCGAGAAUCUUCAAUGGGUCGCUUCUUAUUCACAACCCGUUAUAUCCGGUAACGGAUGAGUCGUACAGCGCCUACGCGCUAAUGCUGCUGUCGCUGGUCGUGUUCGCCGUCGGCGUUGUGGGGAACCUGGCGGUGAUGUGCAUGGUGUGGCACAACUACUACCUGAAGACCACGUGGAACUGCGUCCUCGCCAGCCUCGCGUUCUGGGACUUCUUGGUGCUUUUCUUCUGUCUGCCGGUGGUCAUCUUUAACGAGCUAACGAAGAGGCGUUUAAUGGGUGACCUAUCCUGCCGAAUCGUGCCUUAUGUGGAGGUGACAGCUCUGGGCGUGACCACAUUCAGCCUAUGUGCCCUGAGUAUCGAUCGUUUCCAUGCUCUGACCAGCACGUCUCCCCGGCCACACCAGAUAGAGCCUUGCGCCUCCAUCGUGCCGAAACUGUCAGUGGUGUGGGUGGGCUCUCUGCUCCUGGCAAUCCCAGAGCUGCUUCUGUGGCAGCUGGUGACCGAGGUGUCACCCGUCACGGGUCUGCCGCUGGACUCGUGUGCCCGCCGUCCGCCGCCCUCACUGCCCGAGUCUGUGUACUCGCUGGCGGUGACUUAUGAGGAGGCGCGGACCUGGUGGACCUUCGGCUGCUUCUUCUGCCUCCCCCUGCUCUUCUCACUCGCCUGCCAACUGCUCACAAGGCACGUCGCAGAAGACACAGGCCAACACGCCCGGCCUGCCUCCCCGUCCAUGUCGUCAUCUUCCUCAUCAUCUUCCUCGCCCAAGCACAGCAGGCAACGGCAGGCUCGGGAGCGGCAACUGGGACGCACCGUGCUAAUGCUGGCAGCCGUGUAUGGCGUUUGCAGCCUGCCUGAGCAUGCCUGGACCAUCGGCCUCACCUACACAAACCUGCAAGUGGGCGGGGCCACGGUGGCCCUGCUGGCUCUGAUUGGCCAGUUCCUGAUGUUUGUGCGCGCUGGGGCCACACCCAUUCUAAUUUUGUGCGUGUGUCGUUCUCUGGGGCGGAGCUUCAUGGACUGCUGCUGCUGUUGCUAUGAAGAGUGUCUGCCUGAUGGAGCAUCUCCGUCAUCAUCCUCAUCCACAACAGCAACAGCUAUGUCUUCCUCUCCAUCCUCUCCUGCUUCUGUGAAUGAGGACAAGUUACAGAUUGUCUCUGGAACAUCACCAGCCAUCUUUUUUGACAAAAUGAAGGACAGCUCUUCAGAGAUGGCCAUAGGGACUCCAUGUUGAGCACCCCCCUACCCAGCACAGAUACUGAGCACAUUUCUUCUUAACAUCUAAGACUUUUUUCUUUUUUUUUUUUUACUAUUUUUUCAGAUAAAGUUGCUGAAACUGAAGUACCUCUGAAUUAAAUACAAGAAGCCUAUCAUGUCAGCUUUUUGAUUAGCAGGUCUCAUAUCAGUUCUCUGAUAAACUCAUGGACAGUGUAGCAGCUCUUUAGGAGCUUUGCUCUUUAGGACUCACUACCCUGCCUAGUCAUGUGACUGUUUCCACCAUAGCUCCUCAACUUUUCAGCAUAUAUAGCAUAAGCUGUGAAUGACAAUGCAUCGUUGAAUCGUUGAUUAGGCCUAAUUUCAGAUUCAGAUACAGAUUCAGUGAUCUGCCUCCAGUAUCCAAACUGUUCUGCUGUUCCUCCAUCUUCAGUUUGUCCAGUGGCUUUUGAGCGACCCAUCUGAGGAGGAACAGGGACAGUGAAUCAGUGACCUUCCUCACUGUCGCCCUUAUAAUUGCCAGUGUUGUGGUUUUCAGUCAGAGGUCUAGUCACCAGAAGGCCGCUUGUGUGCAGGCGAGUGUGCAUGGCUGGGUGUGUGCUGUGAGGAGGUGGGUGUUUUAGUCACAUCAGUUUCUUGCACAGCUUUUGCACCAUGUCUAGAUUCACUUCCUCUCUACACUGGAGAUCCACCUCCUGUCUGUGCUGGAGGUCCAUCCUAUUCAAACUUGAAGCUUCUUUUUUACACUGAGAGUCUUCAUUAUUAUUUUUAGAUAAAUAUUGAGCAUGGUUUUUUAUAACACUGAUAUGUGUAAUAUGUGAAAAGUUACCCAUGAGUAACAUCAGCGAUGAAUUAAAAUGUGUAAUCAGGAGAUUACAGGAAACAAACUGCAGACAUGUAAGAGAGUCACCGAGUACAACUUCACACUCUCCUUGAACAAGAGAGACAGGAUCAGUGACACAGCACUCAUACAGCACGGAGCUGGAGUAAAACAUCCUGUUUCUGUUCAUGUUGUUCAGAGGACAGCAAUAGACAGCCUUUGUAAUUAGAGAAAAAUAGUACAGUUAUGCCUUGAGUAGGCAUAGUUUAACACAUAAACAGCAUGUAUCAUAGACUCUGUGGAUAAUAUAGCCCAGAUUAUUAUAUAGUUAAUUAUAGUUCCAAGACCCAGUACUGAAACUGGGCUUUAUUUUUGUUUUAUUCUAUGUGAAUUUUUAUGGGUUAUUUUCUUUUGAAUUAAAUAAAACAUGCUAAAAUUG